UACAUGAAAAGUGUCGCAAACAUUCUGCUGUAGUUAGAAAAAUGAAGCGUCUAUUUUGGCACACUGAGAAGUUGUUUGGAAAUGGGGAUGUGAACUUCCAGUGGCAGACGAGUAAAGCCAACUACUUGGUCACGUGUGGAUCUAACGGACAUGUGAACGUGUUCAAUAGACAUGGCGAACCCAACUACGACUUCGCCACUAAAGUAUCUGGCCACUGCACUGGUCUGGCGUGGGAUCCGGAUGGGGACGUGUUGGCUAUCUCCUCUGACCAGAAUAGUCACGUGAUCCUCUGGGACACCACCAUGAACAGAACCAUAGACCUGGACGUGGGACUCCGAGAACCCAUCACUGCAAUACAGUGGUCUGCAUCAGCUAAAUUAGCAGUUGGGUCCGCAAAAGGCAACUUGCAGGUGUACAAUCACCGUGCGGACAAGAGACUUCCAGCACCAGUGGCCAAACACACGAAGAAGAUAGUGUCCCUGUGCUGGAGUAGAGACGAGAAGCUGGCUCUGGCUAGUGAGGAUAAGAACAUCAGUGUCAGUGACGCCAACGGAGACCACAUUUGCCAGCUGGGAGUGCGUGCUGACCCGAGUAUGGUGGAGUUCUCAGACAUGAAGAUGGACGAGAAAUUACAUGUGGAUGGACAGGACAAUACUAUAUCGGCAGUGAUUGGGGGCAAGACUCUGUUGCUUCUCAAUCUGCAUGAUGUGGAUAAUCCUAUCGAGCUGGCUUUUCAGUCCAAGUACGGCACCAUCGUCACCUACAAAUGGUAUGGCGACGGGUACUUGAUGUUGGGCUUCUCUCUGGGCUAUUUCAUCAUGAUCUCCACCCACAUGAAGGAGAUAGGCCAGGAGCUGUUCCAGACUAAAGCGCACAAGAGCACACUGUCAGCUGUGGAUUUGAACUGGCGCAUGAACAAAGUGGCAGUGGCUGGGGACUCGUGCGUGAAAGUGCACGACAUGUCUGACUUGCGAGAGACGGAGCAGAUCAUCACAGUGGAGGAGGAGUCCUCCACCUCCCUCGCCCUCUCUGGCGCCUCCACCCGGGCCAGUCUGGCCAAGCAGUCUGCAGGACCCACUGAAGUCGACAAGGUAGCCUAUACGAAUGAUGGACAGCUAGUAGCAGUGUCGACUAAAGCGGGAUCUCUUCAUGUGUUCUUGGCGAAGUUACCCUCACUCGGAGAGGCAUUUGGAACUAGAAUAGCGAUUUUGAGCUCGCUGUUGGAGGUUACAAUUUCGAACAGUGUUCUGCAGGAGCCGGAUAUCAGUAUUUCUCUUGAGUUGGAGCCUGCCUUCCUUGCUCUGGGUCCAUUCCACUUGGCUGUUGGAAUGAACAACUGCGUGUGGUUCUACGAGCUGCUAGAUCGAGGAGAAAAUACUGCACCCGUAAGAUCGAACAGGCGGUCUAAAUCUGGUCAGACGAAGGUGACUCAGCGGGAGUACAUGGGAACAGUGAGUGAAGUGAAGCUGAGUGAGAAGUUCGCAGCUGUGAGGUGUCAAAACAGUGUACAGCUACACAGAGUGGGCAUGAGUAGUCUGGAAGAUGACGAGAGUAGCAGUAAACUGUUCCCUGAGAAUGCGCAGACGGAGGGAGUGAUCACGGCCAUCGCACUCACCCCACACUUCUUCAUUUACGCCACCAAUAAGGGAUCAAUCAACUACUUCUCCCUCGAAGACUGGUGUCCCAUCACUCACUUCCAACACGCCAAGCCAGUCACCCGCAUAUUCCCAGAGAUCACUGGCACCCGUCUGCUGGCUGUGGAUGACAUUCACCAGGCAUUCGUCUACUGUCCCAUCGAUGACUCACUGGUGGCUGUGGAGGAGUUGCCCAAUAAGGUGGAAGGGGUUUUGUGGGAGAACUAUGAGCCGGAUAAGCAUAUUUUUGCGACGUACGACGACAAGAAUCUCCACACAUUUGUCUAUGUGCGCGACAGCAUCUAUGACUCCAGUUGCAAGAAGGUGGGUGGAGCUACUCCUCUGUACCACGGACACAGACCAGUGAUGCUGCACAAUGGACAAGUGUUCUGUCAGUCUCCAGGGGGCAAAAUGAUCACCAUCACCCUCUCCACCCACACCAACAACAACAACCCUUCAUCUGGAGGCAACACCAACAGAGACGCGAGCCAGGAAGGGGUCAAUGCGGAUGAUGUUUACCUGGACAAUAUGCUGAAAAUGAACAAGAUCCAAGACGCCCUCUCAAUUCUGGGUUGCCAGAAACUGAACUCCUCCUCUGACUCCAUGUCUCACCAGGGGGUCACCAGACUGAAGGGGUUUGCUGAGGCUGCUCUGGCUCAUCUGAGACUGGAUUAUGCCAUCAGGUUCUACCAGAUGAUGGGCGAUGUGGGCAUGGUGAUGAACUGCAAGGACCUGCUGGCAAUUGAGGACAAGCGUCUGCUUUGUGGCCACAUAGCUGCAUUCGUGGGGGAGUUCGACAGAGCCCAGGAGCACUUCCUCGCGAGCACAAACCCGAAAGCGGCACUCGAUAUGCGUCGUGACCUGUUGCAUUGGGAAACAGCGAUGACUCUGGCCCAGAACUUGAGUCCAGAGGAUCUACCGUUCAUCUCUAGGGAGUAUGCGAACCAGCUGGAGUUCCAGGGAGACUACUUGAAUGCACUGCAGCACUUCGAACAGGGACUGAAUGUAGACGACACAAACACACAGGGCAGUCUCAUUGGACAAGCGGAGAGUGAGCAUCAGAUAGGCUGUGCGGCUGGAGUGGCGAGGACUGCCAUCCGACUGGGGGACAUCAGAAGGGGCAUAGGCAUAGCACACACCCACCCCAGUAGAGUGCUCAAGAAGGAGUGUGCCGCCAUACUGGAACAAAUGAAGCAAUACAUAGAGAGUGCGCAGUUGUAUGAGAAGGCAGGCUUCUAUGAGAAAGCGGCCACAGUCUACAUCAAGUGCAAGAAUUGGGGUAAAGUGGGAGAGCUGUUGCCACAUAUAACAUCUCCUAAACUGCACCUGCAGUAUGCGAAGGCGAGAGAGGCAGAGGGCAAAUUCAGAGAGGCCAUCCAGGCAUACUCCUCUGCCAAGGACUUCGACAACGUCAUACGUAUUCUGGUGGACCAUCUGCAGAAUCCGGAGGAGGCAGUGCGCAUAGUGAGGGAGACAGGGUCCAUAGAGGGGGCAAAGCUAGUGGCCAAGUUCUUCGUGCGUCUGAAUGACAUGGAGAGUGCGAUCCAGUUCCUGGUGAUGUCCAAGUGUCAUGACGAGGCCUUCCAGCUGGCAUCCACACACCACCACAUGAAGACAUACGCCAGUAUAUUGGGCGAUGAUGUCUCUGAGGAGGACUACAAGAGUGUGGCUGUCUAUUUCGAGACAGAGGAGAAGGACCCCUUCUUAGCUGGGAAGUUCUUCUACAAAAGCAAGCAGUACCCCAGGGCAGUCAAACACCUCCUCCGCUGUCCCAUCACCCCCGCCACUGAGAACGACCCCAACAUAAACCCCAUUGAGAUAGCCAUCAAGGCCGUGGGUGAGGCAGAUGAUGAAGUGUUGACGCACCAGUUGAUGGACUUCCUGAUGGGGGAGUUCGACAAUGAGCCCAAAGAUGCCAAGUAUCUGUUCCGCCUCUACAUGGCACUGGGACAGUACAGGGAGGCAGCCAAGACAGCCACCAUCAUCGCUCGGGAGGAACAGAACAGCGGCAACUACAGGAUCGCACACGAUGUGUUGUUUGGUAUGUUCGCGGACCUGAAGGACAACAGCAUCAAGAUUCCUCAGGAGAUGGCCACCAACUUGAUGCUCCUUCACAGCUACCUCCUAGUCAGAGUGCACGUGAAGAAGGGCGACCACUUGAAGGCGGCCAAUCUGUUGGUUCGAGUGGCAAACAACAUCUCCAAGUUUCCAUCUCAUGUGAUCCAGAUUCUGACUUCGACAGUGGUGGAGUGUCACAGAUCAGGCAUGCGUGGAUCUGCAUUCGACUAUGCCUCCAUGCUCAUGCGUCAGGAGUACAGACAGAACAUAGACCCCAAGUACAAGUCCAAGAUAGAGAACAUUGUACGGAAGCAGGACAAGAGCGAGAUAGACGCUGGCACUUCCGCCUGUCCCUACUGCAACUUCGAACUGCCAGACUACCAGCUGAGCUGCUCAGAGUGCAAGAACAACGUGCCCUACUGCAUCGCCACUGGCCGUCACUUGGUGAAGGACAACUGGACCGUGUGUCCAGUGGAGAAGUGUGGCUUCCCGGCUAUAUUCACAGAGUUCCAGGCUUUUCUGGAAAGUGAAGGUGGUUGUCCCAUGUGUGGAACUGCGAUGCCAGCUCACUCUGUCUCUAGACUGGAGGGGGACCAGGUGAAACAGGCACUGGCUAUAGCUGCAGGACUGCAGUCCACACAGGACAGUGGAGCAACCAAUAAUGAAAACAGCUCUAAUGAAUAGCCACCACUCCAGAACCAGAACACAACUUCAUUGCAAUGACGUGAGCAAGUCCGAACCAAAAAGAACAACCGGAAAAAAUGAUAAAGACAUCUUUAAAAAAUUGCAAAUAGACCGAAUGAAAACACGAAAUAGAUCGAAUGAGAAGUUUUAGUUGGAAGAAGUGCGAAUUGUGAGAUAGAGCCUUGAAAGACUUAUCGAAUUUAAGUUGAAUAAUUGAUGUAAGAAAUAUAGAAAUUAAAUGGGUCGUUAAAUUUAUCCGUGCUUACAAUUCAGCUGCGUAAUAUAGCAUCAGCAUUAGUAUUCGCCUUUAAAAUUGAUUGUAAAUAGUUACUUCAUCUGUACAGAAGUUGAAUGAAACCCACCAUUAGUGUGUAAAAAUAUUGUAAAUUAUUAAAUGUACAAGUCUUAUGUAAAAAUGACAUCCUAUCAAUACAUUUUUUGAUUUUC
Messenger RNA from Symsagittifera roscoffensis, 4823 nucleotides. RefSeq names its product WD repeat-containing protein 19-like. The transcript has 32 exons. Gene Ontology annotation, cellular component: cilium; intraciliary transport particle A. NCBI's taxonomy places the organism in Eukaryota, Metazoa, Xenacoelomorpha, Acoela, Convolutidae. The coding region runs from base 42 to 4376 and encodes 1444 amino acids. The record is from RefSeq and is a predicted model, not a curated record. Gene Ontology annotation, biological process: cilium assembly; intraciliary retrograde transport. Gene Ontology annotation, molecular function: protein binding.